CCAACUGUCAUAACAAGUAGCAACUGUCAAAUGAUAGCUCUAAGCUGAUACAUGGUAUUUUCACUCCGAGCCGGUUCUAGAGGCAGCAGCUAUAUAAAAUGCAGGCGAGUCACACUACAGGCGACAUGGCUCAGUCAAACGAAGAUACGCAGCAGGAGCUUUCAUCUGCGUUGACAAGCGACUAUGUGGCAUACUCGGUGCUGUGCCUUGUAAUUUACGAAUACGGCGUAACGCUUGACCAAGAGAUCUCCGCGGUGUGGAGAAGGAAGUUUACAGUCACGUCGGUGCUGUUACUCACCACUCGGUGGCUCAUGAUCCUCGGCCCGAUUCUUAAUGCUACGGCCUCGGAACAAGCACAGUUUCCGGUUGGAACAAACGUUUUCCUAUGGGCACGUACUGUACUCGGAUACGUGGACACUCCACUGAUCGUUGGAUGCACUGUGGUUGUCAAUAUCCUGCCGAAGCUAAACACAGAGAGUGAGUCUGUCUUGCUCAGGCUCCUAUUCUUAAUCGCCGUGUACAUGCCUCUAGUGCUCUAUUUUACGAGAUGCAGCUUGAUUGCCGCGGACGUCAUCGUCCUCUUGCUGACAUGGAUCAAGUCGUUCAGACACUUCAAGGAGAUGCGGCAGCUAAAGCUUGGCUUGUCUAUAUCAGCUGUGCUGCUCCGAGACGACAAGUACCCUGUACUUUCUGUAAGCUGCUACGCCCUUCUAGCUAUAAGCAUCCUAGAACUCCUCACAUUCUCUCAGACCAGUGUCACGGGGGGCAAUUAUGCAGACGCCUUCAUUCAAUACAUGCCCCUUCUGCUGGUGCAGCGCUUCAUCCUCAAUCUCCGUCAGCUCAACCGCACCACCUACGAAAGCAACUCAGAUGCCCAGCACUUUUCCCGCUUCUCUGCCAGCUUCCGGGUGCCCUCUGAUUUCCUCGGGAACAUCGGAGAGCCUCUCGGCCAUGGCCAAUCAGAGAGAGAUAAGAACAAUGGUGACGACGACAGCUGUGUGGCAGAAGAGUCCCGGGAGGGGCACGAGGAGGAUUUCGCACACCUAGCGGGCCCAACGUCUGCAUAUCGGGACGAGACAAUCGAAGCCGACGCCGCUCUAGCGUUGCGGUCCGCCGAAUGUGCAAGCGAAGGGGAUGUCAUCGGCUCGUUAGUUUUCUCGGGCCAAAUGGGGGUUGGAUCUUCCACAGCUAUCUGAUAGACAAACACCCCGCCCCAUGCCUCGCCACGGCGGCUCGACGUACCCUCAUUCAAACAGAUUCCAAUGUAUGGCCAACCCACGAGUUCGAGUGCAUGAUAGUCAAUAGUUACGAGUUAUUAAGCUGCUUAACG
This is a messenger RNA of Phanerochaete carnosa HHB-10118-sp, 1330 nucleotides long. RefSeq lists its product as uncharacterized. The record is from RefSeq and is a predicted model, not a curated record. Lineage: Eukaryota; Fungi; Basidiomycota; Agaricomycetes; Polyporales; Phanerochaetaceae. The transcript is spliced from 11 exons. Bases 99 to 1196 code for a protein of 365 amino acids.